CUUCCCAAAUGAAGAAGAAAAUCUGAUCUUGAAAAUCUGAUUUUUAGAUUACUUUUGUAUUUCUAUUUUUAGAGAGAGAGAGAGAGUGAGCUUUUGUUUUUCCAGGAAUGGAAGCGCAGAGAAACAGUGGUAAUAGAAAGGAGAAGAGAGGAUGGAUGGACGGCGGUGAUGAUGGUGAUGAUGGAGUGGGCCCACAGGCCAAGAAGAAGAAGGUUCCUGCUCUUGCCAGUGUCAUUGUGGAAGCUUUGAAGUUGGAUAGUUUGCAAAGACUUUGCUCGUCUUUAGAGCCUCUUCUUCGCAGAAUCGUUAGUGAAGAAGUGGAGCGUGCUUUAACAAAGUUGGGCCAUGCCAAGCUUGCUGGAAGGUCUUCCCCUCCAAGAAUAGAAGGGCCUGAAGGAAGGAGGCUGCAGCUUCAUUUCAGAUCAAGGCUGCCGCCUCACCUAUUCACUGGUGGGAAGGUGGAAGGAGAGCAGGGUUCGGCCAUCCAUGUCGUGUUGUUGGACGCAUCCACAGGCCUUGUGGUCCAAUUUGGACCCGAAUCAACGGCUAAACUCAACGUUGUUGUUCUGGAGGGUGACUUCAAUGACGAAGCUGAUGAUGAUUGGAACAAAGAGCAGUUUGAAAGCUUUGAAGUGAAGGAAAGAGAAGGGAAGAGGCCACUUCUCACCGGAGAUUUAUCGGUGACCCUAAAGGAUGGACUCGGCACCCUAGGAGAGCUCACCUUCACGGACAACUCUAGUUGGAUUCGUAGCAGGAAAUUUAGACUUGGUGUGAAAGUUGUCGAUGGUUAUUGUGAUGGGGUUCGUGUUCGUGAGGCUAAGACGGAGGCUUUUGCUGUUAAGGAUCAUAGGGGAGAAUUGUACAAGAAACAUUACCCACCCGCUCUACACGAUGAGGUGUGGAGAUUGGAUAGAAUAGCAAAGGAUGGAGCACUGCACAAGAAGUUAAUUAUGGCUGAAAUCUUAACCGUUGAAGAUUUUCUCCGGCUUCUGGUCAGGGAUCCACAGAGAUUACGUCAUAUCCUAGGAAGUGGGAUGUCAAAUAGGAUGUGGGAGAAUACAGUGGAGCAUGCAAAAACAUGUGUCCUGGGUGGGAAGCUCUAUGUGUACUACACCGACGAAACCCGGAGCAUGGGUGCUGUUUUCAAUGACAUCUAUGAGCUUAGAGGCUUAAUCACAAAUGGGCAGUUCCUCUCUGCAGAAUCUCUGUCCCAGAGUCAAAAGGUCUCAGUCGAUACAUUAAUGAAGAGUGCUUAUGAGAAUUGGAAUCAAGUUGUGGAAUACGAUGGCAGAGCUCUAUUGAAAUCCAUAAACAGCAAGAAAGCGCACGCCCCUCCCGAACCCACCAUUGACUACAACCCCUCCAAGGAUCACUCUAUCGUGCCUCCAACACAUGCCCAGAAUUACUUCACUUCUAACCCGGGAAUGCAGUUCCGAACUGAAAGCACACAAUUCUUGGAACACAAUGAUCAGCCACCAUAUGAAUCUCCGUUCAUCCAAUCGGACCCUACUGUCAGCCUGGCCCUUUCAACCCCUCAAGCAUCAAUCCCUCAGAACAUGCAUUUCCGUUCUGUCAGCACGCCAGCAUUCAGUGGGGCCUAUGGGCGGGGAUCUGACGAGUUCUUAUCUGAGGAAGAGAUCCGUCUGAGGAGCUCGGAGAUGCUAGCUAAUGAUGAAAUGCAGUAUUUGCUGAGAACUUUCAAUGUGGGUGUUGGGGUUGGGGCGUUUAGCCAUUCUGAAGAGGCAUGCUAUAACUACAAUGCUGGUUAUGAGCCUCAGCCGGAUUGCAGAUUCAGCAGAGAUAGUGGCCGGAGUUCCGGGAAAGCAGUUGUCGGCUGGCUUAAGCUGAAAGCAGCUUUGAGGUGGGGUAUAUUUGUGAGGAAAAAGGCAGCGGAGAGGAGAGCUCAGCUGGUGGAAUUGGAUUGAAUGGGACUCGGCCUUGUGUAUUCGUGGGUGAAUUGAGAUAAUCUCCAGCUCUGUUGCAUUUGUUUGUGGGUGUCUUGAGUUCAUGUAUGUAAGAUUAAGGGGAAAUUCUGUUUGUUAAGGAAUUGUUCCCUUCUUUUCUCUGUAUUGUUUUGCUCCUCAUUCUUGUUUUUAAGGGAAAUGUAUUUCUGUUUUCC
Molecule: messenger RNA, 2119 nt
Organism: Magnolia sinica
Lineage: Eukaryota; Viridiplantae; Streptophyta; Magnoliopsida; Magnoliales; Magnoliaceae
Product: calmodulin-binding protein 60 F-like
Exons: 7
Coding region: 108-1925 (605 amino acids)
Biological process (GO): regulation of salicylic acid biosynthetic process
Cellular component (GO): nucleus
Molecular function (GO): calmodulin binding; sequence-specific DNA binding; DNA-binding transcription factor activity
Source: RefSeq, a predicted model, not a curated record